ACAAGCCAGUCAUUGCAGUUUCUGCUUUUCAACAGUUUCGUUUCGACGGCAAGACUUUCACAAGUGCACUUAAAAAUGCAAUCUCUUCGUAAAACAACCACCUGGAUGAUUCCUUCUGGAAUGAGAAUCGCUCGCAUGAGCGCUGGAGAGGCGGGCAGCGGAGCUGGUAAAGGUGGCGGCGGCGGUGGAUCGAUUCGUGAUGCCGGUGGUUCUUUCGGCAAAAUGGAGGUUGCACAUGAAGAAGAAUACUUCUACAAGCAGCGUCAGGAACAACUGGCUAAGUUGAAGAAACAGGCCAUCAAUCAGGCAGAUUUUCAUGCCGAAUCGAUCAAACAUCACGAAGAAGCAAUUGCACGCCAUAAGAAGGCGAUCGACGAGCUGAAGAAGUAAUUUGUCUCGUCCAGAGUUGUGUCUUUUACGUUUCAGUACUUACUUGGGUAAACAUUUGUGUCUAGGCGGGAUCACUAUCGGCGACGGGAUUUAUGUUUCCAGAUGUGUCAAUAAAGUAGAGAAGUUUUAGUAA
Molecule: messenger RNA, 523 nt
Organism: Anopheles coustani
Lineage: Eukaryota; Metazoa; Arthropoda; Insecta; Diptera; Culicidae
Product: ATPase inhibitor mai-2, mitochondrial-like
Exons: 3
Coding region: 76-390 (104 amino acids)
Biological process (GO): negative regulation of ATP-dependent activity
Cellular component (GO): mitochondrion
Molecular function (GO): ATPase inhibitor activity
Source: RefSeq, a predicted model, not a curated record